Messenger RNA from Anoplopoma fimbria (sablefish), 1475 nucleotides. RefSeq names its product protein phosphatase, Mg2+/Mn2+ dependent, 1F (gene ppm1f). The record is from RefSeq and is a predicted model, not a curated record. Gene Ontology annotation, molecular function: protein serine/threonine phosphatase activity; cation binding. The transcript has 8 exons. NCBI's taxonomy places the organism in Eukaryota, Metazoa, Chordata, Actinopteri, Perciformes, Anoplopomatidae. Gene Ontology annotation, biological process: protein dephosphorylation; negative regulation of protein kinase activity. Gene Ontology annotation, cellular component: cytosol. Bases 174 to 1466 code for a protein of 430 amino acids.
GAAGGAGGCGGGACGUGUUAUUGUACAGGAAGCUGGUCCUCGCGGUGGUUGCUAGUGUAUUCUGGUGCAUACAUGGUUACUAUCACCAGGGCUUCCAGCGCAGUCUCCACUUGGAACCUGUGAGCCCUGACCCCCUGUUCACCUGAAAGCUUACUGUGGACAGAGUACGCAGGAUGGAGGAGGAGGCCCGGCCCUUCCUGGGGAAGUUUGUGGAGGAGUUCCCAGCUGCUCUGGAGGAAGGCAGUCCACUACCUGUCAGCCCUCUGAGCCGCAAAGUCACCCUGGAGGAGCUGCAUGGAGAGAGCCUUGAGCUGGGCCUGAGGCUGCUGGCUUCCAGGGGGGCUCCUGCAGGUCUCAGUGCCCUCCUGUGCCAGGCAGCGCUGUCCCAGCUGCUGCAGAACGACCUUUCACCUUUCCACUGUGCCCAGGAAGCUGGGGACAACCAGGAAGAGGAGCAGCAAGUAGUCUUGCUUCAGUCAGAGGCAGUCCAACGUCUCUUCCUCAACAAGCUAAUAGAUGUGACGCUGGCUUGGCAUCAGGACUUCCCCUUGCAUCCCCCCUCCCCCUCCCGGUUCCUCUGCUGCUCCGUUCAUGCCAUCAAGAACACAAGGAGGAAGAUGGAGGACAAACACUUGGCCCUGGCUGAGUUCAACCAGCUGUUUGGAAUCCAGAGCGGAGCAGAUUGUGCCUACUACGCUGUGUUCGAUGGCCAUGGAGGGCUUGACGCUGCCACCUACGCUGCCACUCACCUCCAUGUUGCUCUGAGUAAACAGGAGACUCUGCAGAGUGACACAGCCACAGCCUUUAAAACAGCCUUCAAACACACAGAUGACAUGUUCAGGGGCAAAGCCAAGAGAGAGCGCCUGCGGAGUGGCACUACGGGCGUGGCGGUGCUGAUCCAGGAACAAGAGCUGUCUGUGGCUUGGCUGGGAGACUCUCAAGCAAUACUGGUCAGGAAGGGACAAGCUAUUACGCUCAUGGACCCCCAUAAACCAGACAGAGAGGAUGAGAAACAGAGGAUUGAGGAUCUUGGUGGCUGUAUCACCUUCAUGGGUUGCUGGCGUGUUAAUGGCACCUAUGCUGUAUCCAGAGCUAUAGGUGACUUUGACCAGAAGCCCUAUGUGUCUGGAGAUGCUGACUGCUCCACAACCCAGCUGUUAGGGGAUGAGGACUACGUACUGUUGGCCUGUGAUGGCUUCUUUGAUGCAGUCAAACCUUCAGAAGUCCCACAUCUGGUCCUGGAUGCACUCCAGCCAUCUGUUGACCCAGAGGGCGGGGGAGAUGCUCCGCUUGAACAGUCAGAGGACACUGUUGGACUGAGAGUCGCUCAACAGUUGGUAGCUCACGCGAAAGCAGCUGGAUCAAGUGAUAACAUCACAGUGAUGGUAGUGUUCCUGUGUCCAAUUCAACAGCUUCUGUCUCAGAACUCCACCAAAGGAACUGCACAAAAUGCAGCACAGCAGUGAGGAGGUCUG